ACCUGGCCCAUUUUCCCGCUCAUUUCCCAUAAUGACCUGCAGCUUUUUAUUUCCAACAUGGCUUCUUCCAACGAGGAUGAAAUUGUGGAAGGAAUUUCCGCAGCAGUGCGGAACGCUCUUUGUAGAAUUUCCCAGCAACAGGUACGUGCAAGGCUAAUUUAAUGGUUUUCUGUCUUUGAAAAUGUCUUGCAUGCCUGAAACACACUUAAACGUCCGAAGGAAGACAUGCGAACGAACUUGAUGUUUUGUGUCUUUUGUCCCACUGACAUAACUAUCAGGGUUUAUUUUGAACACAUUUUCUUUGUUUUUAUUUAGGGAAUUGUUGGCCGUCCCCCAAUAUCACUAUCAAAAGAAACAAUUGAAGGUUACCUAAAUAUGGGUUAUUCUGUGUCUCAAACUGCAGAAGUUUGUGAUGUAUCUCGAUCAGCUUUGUAUUCUAGAAUGGAGCAACUGGGUAUUUGCUACAAAGACCGGUUUUCCAGUAUCGACAAUGACGAUUUGGAUAGAGUAGUAAGAGAUAUCAAGAAUAAGCAUCCAAACUGCGGAGAAGUGAUGAUUACUGGCCACUUAAGGGCUAGAGGAAUAAUCGUCCAACGAAACCGUGUACGUGAGUGGUAGUUUCGAAAACGAAGCACUCGAAAACGAAGACCGAAGCACGAAGCACCCAAAUCUCGAAAACGAAGCACCCAAAACUCGAAAACGAAGCGCCCAAAUCUCGAAAACGAAGCACCCAAAACUCGAAAACGAAGCACCCUAGAUCGAAAACGAAGCACCCAAAACUCGAAAACGAAGACCCCUAAAUCUCGAAAACGAAGCACCCAAAACUCGAAAACGAAGCACCCUAGAUCGAAAACGAAGCACCCAAAAACUCGAAACCGGUCUGUCCUUUAUAAACACGAGACCAAUGCUAAUACAGCAGGAAUCAAGCACGAUAACGAAUCGAAUUCUCCUUUUCCCCACCAUAGAGCCUGGUCCCAGGCUAUUACCCUAGAACAAAUUCUGCCUGGAUCUGAUCUGAUCUGAUCACGCAGUGUCAUAGAUACCCAAUAUGUUAGACUGCAAAACAAUCGGUUUUUUUCUCAAAAUCAGUAAAGAAGUCGGUAAAGCGUGGCGUAAGAGUAAUACGCGCAAGCCUGUCACGCUCCGUUUUCAGCCUCUUUUCAGACCUUUAGUGUUACUGCUCACGCGUACUUGAAUACGCCAAAAUCUGCUGACGGACAGUUUUGAAGACUACAUAAACAUGUAUGUGUACCGAAAAAAUGCAUAUUAAGGUAAGAUGUAUCAACAAGAGAGGUAUCAAGUAUAGCGGGACUAAUAAUAAAAUUAAUACAGGAUAUCCUAUUUAGAAACGUUCAGUGAAACAGUUGGUUAUAAAACCUUGGGAUGGAUUUUGUGGACCUUUGGAGGUGCGGACGCAUCCGCUGCCUCCACCUGAUUCGGAUUGCGUCAUGUAAGACGUAAAGUUGCACUUAUUAAACCUACAGUGGUUUCCAGUUUUGGGUGCUUCGUUUUCGAGAUUUAGGGGUCUUCGUUUUCGAGUUUUGGGUGCUUCGUUUUCGAGUUUUGGGUGCUUCGUUUUCGAGAUCUUGGGGUCUUCGUUUUCGAUCUAGGGUGCUUCGUUUUCGAGAUAGGGUGCUUCGUUUUCGAUCUAGGGGUCUUCGUUUUCGAGUUUUGGGUGCUUCGUUUUCGAGAUUUGGGUGCUUCGAGCUUCGAUCUUCGUUUUCGAGUGCUUCGUUUUCGAAACUACCGUACGUGAGUCCAUUCACCGCAUUGAUCCCCAAGGUGUUGAUGAUCGUAGGUGCAGAAGAAUUCGCCGUCGUGUUUAUUCUGUGCCGUGCCCAAAUUUCAUGUGGCACCUCGACGGCAAUCAUAAACUUAUUCGUUGGCGAUUUGUCGUACAUGUUGGUAUAGAUGGCUUUAGCAGACUGAUUGUGUAUUGUCAAUGUAGUAACAACAAUAGAUCCCAGACUGUUUUAACUUUGUUCCAACAUGCUGUUAGUCAGUAUGGAAGACCACUCAAAGUACGAACUGACAAAGGAGGAGAAAAUGUCCGUGUUUGGGAACAAAUGGUUAAUCAAUCACCAGCAGGGGAGAUGUCAGUCAUCACAGGAAGUUCAGUUCACAACCAAAGAGUAGAGCGGUUUAAUCGCGAUUUAAACAUUCAUUGUGCUGAUGUCAUUAAGUCGGAGUUAUAUGGGUUAGAACAGCAAGGUCUCUUGGAUCCUUCAAAUGACACAGAUUUAUUUUGCUUACAUUAUGUCUAUGUUCCUAGAAUAAAUCAACUUCUGGAAGAGUUUGUCAAUGCCCACAACUAUCGUUCUAUUUCUACAGAGAAUAACCUAACUCCACUGCAACUAUAUAACAACAAUCAGCACUUGCUUGGUCUUCACAGUAUUACACACCAACGGCAAGUUCCUGGGGCUGGAAACCUCCCCACAAGGCAGACACUUGUUGAAGUGCCUCCUAUUUGCAGCCCACUAGGUGAUGAAUGCUAUCAGAAUCUCUGUCGAGACAUAGAUCCUCUUGUGAAUACUUCAAGAAUAGACCUCUACAAGCAAGUUAUUGAGUAUGUUGGAAAUUAUUUGUUACAAAACUAA
Messenger RNA from Porites lobata, 2597 nucleotides. Lineage: Eukaryota; Metazoa; Cnidaria; Anthozoa; Scleractinia; Poritidae. The record is from the annotation of a GenBank genome assembly.